CAAAUGCGUGAGUCUUUAUCAUUUUCGACUUUUCGGGUGGGACAUGUAUGCAAAAGAGCUGGGACGUUCCACUUCCCCGUGCCAAACUCAUCCAAAGCCACAGUAGUUGACUCGCUGUCCAGCACACGGUUUGUGGCUCCUGUAACUUGUAUCAGCAGAAACUUCCAAGACGCCUGGGAGCGACAAUAUCCGGUUUAAGGACCGCACUGCUCAUCUGCUGUCUCCUUUUCAUCAUCACCAGCAUGGUGCUUAGCUGUCAGCUCUGACCCCAAGGUCAUUUGGGAGCUCGAGGGAGCGGCCCAUGAUAAUGGGGGCCCCCAGUUCCUUUCCGCCGGGGCCGAAGCAGCGUACGGGACGUUCUUCAGAAGCGCAAUGUACGUGCAGGACUGAUAGCCAUUGCGCACCAAAGGCGACGCACUCUCCCGAGCAGAUGCAAAGCGGGCUCCGGCAAAGUCUCAGACACAGGACUUCAUCGACUGGCUACGCCUUAAUCUUAAUAGCAGCAGUAUGCUUGCAGCUACUGAGCGUCUCCAGGCCUGCGGACGCGCAAAGCUUCGCUCUCAUGAGUCAAACCGGAGCUUGGAGCGGCUGCCGCUACAGGGGCACGUCGAGGACCGUGAACACGACUCUGACGGGCUCGGACACCACGCCGGUGACUGGCCAGAUCAUCAGUUGCUUGGAUCAAUACAAAUGUGUCGACGUCCACUACUACGACGGAGAAUGCCAGACCGUGGGCACCUCAUUGUUCUGCAAGGUUUGCCUCACGUUCAACACCUGGAGCAGCGCGACAGACUCGCAGGGCUCGACCAUGACGUAUUGCAACUCGCAAAGCAACAUGGCCCAGAUCUGCGCAGCGGACCGCUUCUCCUCGUACUACUCUGGACCUAGCACCAACAGCACCUACAGCAUCAAUGCAACGACGUCCGGAACCAACCCAACACGGCCUUGGCAGGGUUCACGGAGCAACGCGUACUGUUCCUGGGCGUACUUCGCCGACCGCACGGGAACACAGUAUUCGACUGCAAGCUUCAGCCUGCGGGAUGGCUCAUCGAGUUCGGCAAACUGCGGUAGUGCUUUUCCCGUGCCCAUCGAGAUCGCCGCCACCCAGUCCCAUGCCGCCGUCACCCACACCACCGUCGCCUGCCCCGUCGCCGGAACCGCCAAGUCCAAGGCCGCCGAGCCCAGCACCACCGUCGCCGCCGCCGUUUCCCACGCCGCCGUCGCCGGAACCGCCAAGUCCAAGGCCGCCAAGCCCAGCACCACCGUCGUUUCCCACGCCGCCGUCGCCGGAACCGCCAAGUCCAAGGCCGCCAAGCCCAGCACCUCCGUCGCCGCCACCGUCACCCAUACCACCGUCGCCUGCCCCGUCGCCUGCACCGCCAAGCCCAAGACCGCCGAGCCCAGCACCACCGUCGCCGCCGCCGUCACCCAUGCCGCCGUCGCCUGCACCGUCGCCUGCACCGCCAAGCCCAAGGCCGCCAAGCCCAGCACCACCGUCGCCGCCGCCGUCACCCAUACCACCGUCGCCUCCACCGUCGCCUGCACCGCCAAGUCCAAGGCCCCCUACCCUGCACCACCAAGUCCAACUCCGCCAAUGCCAAAGCCGCCGCGGCCCCCGCCGCCUCCCCCUCCGCCGCCAUCUCCCAAGCCACCCCCACCCACCCCUCCCUCGCCCAAGCCACCGGCGCCCUCGCCGCCCGCGCCGCCACCCGCUCCGCCCGCGCCGCCGCCGAAGCCCAACCCGCCAAGCCCGCCGCGGCCGCCUCGACCACCACCUCCGUCCCCUCGCGCCGGGGGCGUUAUCAUUGGCUCUCAGUGCCUUUACACGGACAACAACAAUUACGGCUUCACCGAUGGCACUGACCUGCCAGCAGGUGACAACGUGAACGGGAUGAACACGUGCGUGGACCAAGCUCGCUGCCUGGACCCUUACUACGACGACCGGCUGUGCCAGGUGCUGGGCGACUUCACCUACUGCCCGGUGUGCCUGUACUGGAGCGGCCGCGCCGGCUGCCCCAAGAGCCCCACGGACUCGGUGUCGCACAUAUGCACGGGCGAUGAGAUCACGCCCAUCAUCCCCUCCACCAUCACGCCAGCGGUGGGCACCGCCCCGCAGCUGCUCGACACCAACAAGCUGGACGGCUGGAAGUCCGGCAGCGCAAACCGGUACUGCCAAUGGGUGCGCUUCAGCGACUACGAGACCUUCUCCACCAUCUCGUUCACGGUCAAGGAUGGUUCCGGCAGCUGCGGAGCUUCGGCGAUUCAGGUCAAGCUGCAGGGCCUGGUGUCAACUUGCCAGGCGCCGCAGCCCAACCCAGCGCAGGGCCCUGGCGCCAUUGCCGGUUGCGGCACCGGUGACCAGCCCAACGAGUGCCUUUGGACCAUCAAGGUCCCCAAGCCUGGCACGCCCGACUACAAAUGCCUGGGCCAAGCACCCCCUCUGCCGCCCGGCCCGCCGCCGCGCCCACCGCGGCCGAACGACCCGCCGCCGCGCCCACCGAAGCCGCCGGGCCCCAGCCCGCCACCCAGCCCGUCGCCGCCCAGCCCGCGCCCACCAUCUCCUCCUCGGCCGCCGGUGCCGCCUUCGGACAUGCCGCUGCCGCCGACGCCGCCACCGCAGCCUCCGCUGCCCCCCAGCCCGCCGCGUGCCACGGAUGUGGUGUCCUGUGUCUACCGCGAUGACACGUACGCCAACGUGCCCACCGGCCCCUUCCAGGGCGGCAUCAACAGCUGCUACGAGCAGGCCAACUGCAUCGACGUGUACAUGGACAGCAGCGGCUGCAGCAACUCGGGCGACUGGCUGUACUGCGAGGUCUGUCUGCUGUGGGGCCAGCGCUCUGGCUGCCCCAAGUCCACUUCGGACACCAUUAGCCACAUCUGCCUGGCAGACGAGAUCACGCCCUUCAUCCGCGGCGCAAGUGGCGCGCCCGCGGUGCAGAGCACGGCCAAGGUGGACGGCUGGCGGCCUUUCGCUGCCAACCGCGUCUGCCAGUUUGCGCGCUGGGGCGUCGACGACACCAGCCGGUACCGGUUAUACUUCACUGUCAAAGACGCCAGUGGCUACUGCUUGGAUGGCGAGGAUUCCAUCUCCAUGACGCUAGGCGGCAUCCCAGCCUCCUGCAAGGGCCCCAACACCACGCCCGCCGGCCUCAUUGCUGGUUGCGGCAUCGGCGACCAGCCGAACGAGUGCUUUUGGUCGUUUGACGUGCCGCGUCCUGGUGGCCCUGACUGGCGCUGCGGCGCAACCCCGCCGCGGCCGCCGCGGCCCCCGAGCCCACCCAAGCCCCCGCGGCCGCCGCCGCCGUCGCCCGGGCCGCCGCCGCAGCCCCCAAGCCCCGCACCGCGCCCUCCCUCGCCGCCGCGGCGUCCGCCCUCGCCGCCAACAGUCCCUGACCAACCCGUUUCGCCCCCGAGCCCGCCCCCGUCGCCCCCCAUGCCGCCCAGCCCGCCUCGCGCGACGCUGCCCAACGUGGACUGCGUCUUCACGGAUCCUGGCAACGACUUCACUAGCCUUAACUACCCAGAGCUGGCCAGCACGAACGGCCCGGCCAACUCGUGCGUUAAUCAGGCGAACUGCCUGGAUCUUUGGUUCGACGGCAAAACGUGCAGCCAGUCAGGCGGGUACCUGUACUGCCAGGUGUGCAUCUAUUGGAGCAACCGUCGCGGCACCUGCCGCAAAUCUGUCACAGACACCAUCAGCCACACCUGCCUGGCGGACGAGCUGUUCCCGAUCAUCCCCGGCAUCGGUGCGGAGCCUGCUGUGGGCUCCACACAGAAGCUCAACGGCUGGGGCUCCGGUCUCAACAACCAAAAAUGCCAAUGGGUGCGCUGGGCGAGCAGCGAUGACCAACCUGCGGCGGUGCGAUUUACGGUCAAGGACGGUAGCGGCUACUGCCAAGGAAACUUGCCGUACUUCCCACUGUCGGUUACGCUAGGAGGUGUUCCGGCUGUAUGCCAGGCGCCACGCCCCAACCCGGCACAAGUGUCUGGCCUUGCCGGCUGUGGCAUUGGCGACCAGCCGAACGAGUGCUUGUGGACGUUCACGGUGCCUAAGCCCGGUACUCCAGACUUCAAGUGUGGAGCCAGGCCGCCAAGCCCACCUGUGCCGCCCAAGCCGCGCCCGCCGCCCAAGCCGCCCAGCCCAGCACCCAGCCCGCCUUCACCACCACCCAGCCCGCCCAGUCCCGCCCCCAAGCCACCGCGGCCCCCGGUCAGCCCGCCCUCACCGCCAACGCGCCCUGGACAGCCGCCUUCGCCGCCUGGCGCCCCGCCGUCGCCGCCUUCACCGCCCAGUCCACCGCGUGCGCCCAUCCCUGGCGGCGCGUGCGUGUUUGCGGAUCCUAGGAACGACUUCAGCACGGCGAACGACCCCACCCUUGUUGGCAACUCGAAGGGCGGCGCUGACACUUGCGUCGACCAGGCAAACUGCUUGGACAUUUUCUUCGACUCUGGCACUUGUUUCAGUGGCCCUGGCACGUUUGACUGCCAGGUGUGCAUCUACUGGAGCAACCGGCGUGGCUCUUGCCCCAAGUCCGUCACGGACACCAUCAGCCACACCUGCAUGGCGGAUGAGCUGAUCCCCGUGAUUCCUAGUGCGGGCGCAGCUGCUGCCGCGGGCAACACGUACAAGGUCGACGGCUGGGGCUCUGGCCUUGGAAACCGCUACUGUCAGUGGGUGCGCUGGUCGGCCAGUGACCUCAACCCCAUGGACGUGUUUUUCACGGUCAAGGACGGCAGCGGCUACUGCCAAGGAGACUACCCGUACGGGAUGCCGCUGACGGUGACGCUAGGCGGCCUGUCUGCCAGCUGCCAGCCGCCUCGGCCCAACUUUGCGCAGAAAUCGGGCAUUGCCGGCUGCGGCAUUGGUGACCAGGACAACGAGUGCCUGUGGCGCAUUACGGUUCCGCGUCCCGGCACACCCGAGUUCAAGUGCGCCAUCCAGCCGCCUAGCCCGCCCAUGCCGCCCAAGCCGCGCCCGCCGCCCAAGCCGCCCAGCCCGGCACCCAGCCCGCCUGCACCACCACCCAGCCCGCCCAGUCCCGCCCCCAAGCCACCGCGGCCCCCGGUCAGCCCGCCCUCACCGCCAACGCGCCCUGGACAGCCGCCUUCGCCGCCUGGCGCCCCGCCGUCGCCGCCUUCACCGCCCAGUCCGCCGAGUGCGCCCAUCCCUGGCGGCGCGUGCGUGUUUGCGGAUCCUAGGAACGACUUCAGCACGGCUAACGACCCCACCCUCGUUGGCAACUCGAAGGGCGGCGCUGACACUUGCGUCGACCAGGCAAACUGCUUGGACAUUUUCUUCGACUCUGGCACUUGUUUCAGUGGCCCUGGCACAUUUGACUGCCAGGUGUGCAUCUACUGGAGCAACCGGCGUGGCUCUUGCCCCAAAUCCGUCACGGACACCAUCAGCCACACCUGCAUGGCGGAUGAGCUGAUUCCCGUGAUUCCUAAUGCGGGCGCAGCUGCCGCCGCGGGCAACACGUACAAGGUCGACGGCUGGGGCUCUGGCCUUGGAAACCGCUACUGUCAGUGGGUGCGCUGGUCGGCCAGUGACCUCAACCCCAUGGACGUGUUUUUCACGGUCAAGGACGGCAGCGGCUACUGCCAAGGAGACUACCCGUACGGGAUGCCGCUGACGGUGACGCUAGGCGGCCUGUCUGCCAGCUGCCAGCCGCCUCGGCCCAACCCUGCGCAGAAAUCGGGCAUUGCCGGCUGCGGCAUUGGUGACCAGGACAACGAGUGCCUGUGGCGCAUUACGGUUCCGCGUCCCGGCACACCCGAGUUCAAGUGCGCCAUCCAGCCGCCUAGCCCGCCCAUGCCGCCCAAGCCGCGCCCGCCGCCCAAGCCGCCCAGCCCGCGGCCCAGCCCGCCUACGCCGCCGCCCAGCCCGCCGAGCCCCGCUCCUCGGCCUCCCUCGCCCCCCCUUCGCCCGCCCUCGCCGCCGUCGCGACCGGAUGCGCCCGUCUCGCCGCCGAGCCCGCCGCCCUCGCCGCCCUCGCCGCCCAGCCCGCCAAACGCGCCCAUCCCUGGCGGACCCUGCAUCUUCACAGACCCGGAAAACAACCAGAACUUGUUGCCACCCAGCAAGUCCGGCCCGGCCGACUCUUGCAAUGACCAAUCCCAGUGCCUCGACAUCUUUUUUGACUCGAGCACCUGCAGCUACGGCGGCAGCCGUCUCUAUUGCCAAGUGUGCAUCUACUGGAGCAACCGCCGUGGCUCUUGCCCCAAAUCCGUCACGGACACCAUCAGCCACACCUGCCUGGCGGACGAGUGGUACGGCGUGAUCCCGCGCGUUGGCGCCGAUCCCGUCACCGGCGCGACGGACAAACUCGACGGCUGGCGCUCCGGCCUCAACAACCGCAAGUGCCAGUGGGUUCGAUGGGAGAAUGGCGAUGACAGCGCCGCGACCGUGCAUUUCACCGUCAAGGAUGGGUCCGGCUCCUGCGGCACAGACACGCCGUACAUGCCCAUGGCCGUGACGCUGGGCGGCAUUCGCGCUAGCUGCGACUCGCCUCGCAAGAACACCACGACCGGCCUGCUGGCGGGCUGCGGCAUUGGCGACCAGGACAACGAGUGCCUGUGGACGUUCACGGUGCCUAAGCCCGGCACUCCUGAGUUCACUUGCAACGCCAAGCCGCCGAUGCCACCCAGCCCGCCCAAGCCACCCAACCCGCCCAGCCCCCGGCCGCCGCCUCCCAGCCCCCGCCCGAGCCCGCCCAGCCCCGCGCCGCGGCCGCCCAGGCCGCCGCCUGACCCGCCUUCGCCGCCGCUUGCGCCGGACCGCAACAUUGUCCUCGAAUUCCAGCCUCCCUCGCCUCCACCGCUGCCGCCCACGCCGCCCGCUGCUCCCAUUGCCGGCGGCUCGUGCGUGUUCUCUGACUGGUCCAACGACACUAUCCUAACUGGCGGCUCAGACUGGACCGGCGACAACGUGAAUGGUGCCGAGACGUGCAUUGACCAGGCCAGCUGCCUGGGCCUGCACCUGGACUCGGGGAUGUGCACUAACGUUGGCAGCGACCUGUACUGCAAGGUCUGCCUGUAUUGGGACAACAGCCGCGGUACGUGCGUCAAGUCCGUGGGAGACAGCAUCAGCCACGUGUGCUUGGCGGACGAGUUCUAUGAGACCAUCCCCGCACCCGGCUACACGCCCGUCAAGGGCCUCACCAACAAGCUGGAUGGCUGGAACUCCGGCUCAGCCAACGAGUACUGCCAAUGGGCGCACUGGUCUAGCAGCGACAUGUCCGCGACCACGUUGCGGUUCACGGUCAAGGACGGCUCUGGUUACUGCCGCAGCCGUAAGUCCACGUCUGAGGCCUGAGGGCAACGCCCUGAACAAC
Messenger RNA from Chlamydomonas reinhardtii, 7334 nucleotides. RefSeq lists its product as uncharacterized. Lineage: Eukaryota; Viridiplantae; Chlorophyta; Chlorophyceae; Chlamydomonadales; Chlamydomonadaceae. The transcript is spliced from 28 exons. The record is from RefSeq and is a predicted model, not a curated record. The coding region runs from base 563 to 7315 and encodes 2250 amino acids.